Saccoglossus kowalevskii is the source of this 2668-nucleotide messenger RNA. RefSeq names its product glutamate receptor ionotropic, NMDA 1-like. Gene Ontology annotation, biological process: monoatomic ion transport. Gene Ontology annotation, molecular function: signaling receptor activity; ligand-gated monoatomic ion channel activity. NCBI's taxonomy places the organism in Eukaryota, Metazoa, Hemichordata, Enteropneusta, Harrimaniidae. Gene Ontology annotation, cellular component: membrane. The record is from RefSeq and is a predicted model, not a curated record.
AAUGGAGACCAUGCAUCUGCCAAAUAUUCACUGUUGUUUGACUUCCAUAUGGGUAUUCCUCGUGAUUUUCUUUCACAACUUCCACCACAUGCACGGGCUGGAUAAUAAUACACAGAUCAUCAAUAUCGGAGCCAUGUUGAGCUCGGCACAGCAUGAAGAGGAAUUCCUGAAAAUUAUUGAAGAUGUGAAUACAGAACGAAUGCCAGGAAUAAGGAAACUUAACGGAACCUUCCUGGUGAUGAAUGCCAAUCCUAUUCAGUUGGCAUUAUCUGUUUGUCGGGAUCUAGUCUCCCAGCAGGUAUAUGCAGUGAUUGCAUCUCAUCCUCCAAAUUCUGAUUUAUCACCUGUCUCAAUAUCAUACACAUGUGGAUUCUAUCGUAUUCCUGUCAUUGGAAUAAGCUGCCAAGAAUCUAUAUUUUCUGAUAAGAAUAUUCACAUGUCUUUCCUGCGUACUGUACCACCAUAUGCACAUCACGCUAAAGUUUGGGCUGACCUGCUAGAUAUAUAUGGAUGGGAGCGAAUUAUUACCAUCACCAGUAGUGAUCAAGAUGGAAGAGCUGUCCUGAGUGCUUUCAAACAAAUAGAAGAACACAGCGAUGGUGAGAUAAAGAUUGAGAAAUCUUUGGUAUACAAACCCAGUAGUAAAACUAACAUGACUGAACUGUUGAUGAAAACCAACGAUGUUCACUCAAGAGUUUUUCUCUUGUAUGCAAAUGAGGAGGAUGCAUGUAGUGCAUACGCUGCAGCAAAGAAACUUAAUAUGACCGACUCUGGGAACGUAUGGCUUGUACCUGAACAAGCAAUCUCAGGAAAAGCACUAAAAGAAGCACCAACAGGUAUAGUUGGUCUUCGACUUGUUAAUGGUACUAAUGAAGUGGCUCACAUAAAUGAUGCUAUCCAUAUUAUAUACCAAGCAGUGGAACAAUUAUUUGACAAAAAUUCUAAUAAUAAUAUUACAAGACCACCAAGCAGUUGUCGGGGCACUGAGAAAUAUUGGACAAGUGGACCACAAUUUUAUAAAUAUCUUCUGAAGGCAUCUCUACAGAAUGGUCAGACUGGGACUGUUGAAUUUGACCAGAAUGGAGAUAGAACGUCUGCUGAGUAUGAAAUCAUUAAUGUUGUUGAUGGAAAAGACAGAAUGGUUGGAACAUGGCCGUUUCAUACCACGAAAAAAUUAAACAUUGUAUGGCCUGGUGGGCAGGAAACUGACCCAGAAGGUUAUCAAAUCUCUAAACGUUUAGAGGUCGUCACUAUAAAGAGUCAUCCAUUUGUGUUUGUAGAAGAAAUGGGACCUGAUGAAAAAUCCAGCCACAGUCAAGACAAACUUUAUAUUAAUGGUACAAAUGAUAAGAGGUGGAAUGGUAUGGUUGGUGAACUGCUAGAUGGGAAAACAGACUUAAUUGUGGCACCUUUGACCAUAAAUAAUGAAAGAGCCACAUUCAUUGAUUUCUCAAAACCAUUCAAGUAUCAGGGCUUGACAAUCCUAGUUCGAAAGGAGGACUCGGGAAGCAGUCUGACGUCAUUUCUUCAGCCGUUUGAAAGUGCACUCUGGCUGCUUGUCGGACUUUCAGUUCAUGUUGUAGCUCUCAUACUUUACCUGCUUGAUCGAUUUAGUCCUUUUGGACGUUUUAAAUUAGCCAAUGAAACCGGAGAAGAAGAGGAUGCACUAAAUUUAUCGAGCGCUAUGUGGUUCUCAUGGGGUGUCUUAUUUAAUAGUGGAAUUGGAGAAGGUACACCAAGGAGUUUCAGUGCUCGCGUAUUAGGCAUGGUGUGGGCCGGAUUUGCUAUGAUCAUGGUAGCGUCAUACACUGCUAAUCUGGCAGCUUUCUUGGUUUUGGAUAGACCAGAAGCUAGUAUUACUGGAAUCAAUGAUCCUAGGUUGCGUAAUCCUUCAAAAGAAUUUACAUAUGCAACUGUCAAGGGUAGUUCAGUUGAGCAGUAUUUCCGACGACAGGUGGAGUUGUCUUCCAUGUAUAUGUUUAUGCAGGANNUAAAUUAUCCUGAUGCUAAUAUUGCCAUACUAGCAUUAAAAGACAGGGACUUGGAUGCUUUCAUAUGGGAUUCAGCGGUCCUUGACUAUGAAGCAGCUAAAGACUGUAAACUAGUCACUGUUGGGGAGCUAUUCAGUCGAUCUGGAUUUGGAAUUGGUGCAAGGAAAGGGAGCCCUCUAGCGCAGAAAAUAUCCCUGAAAAUCUUGAGUUUCCAUGAGAGUGGAAUUAUGGAAGGACUGGAUUCUGAAUGGAUAACUUUCCAGCAUUGUGAUGUGCGAGACAAUCAACCGGCAACGCUUGGAUUGAAAAACAUGGCAGGUGUUUUCAUUCUUGUAGCUGGUGGUAUAAUUGCUGGUGUCUUCCUUGUGUACAUAGAGAUAUUUUACAAAAGACAUCAGGACAUGAAAGAAAAACAGAUUAAACUUGCUAAGGCUGCAGCAGAGAAGUGGAGAGGAAAUGUAGAGAAACGAAGGACUUUGAGGCAGGUGAAAAAAGGUGGAAAAGCUGGCAACGAAGAAAAGAAAAACGGCCGGACGGACAGUCCACCUCACUCUCCACAGUCGCUGAAUGGAGCAGACAAUCCAACAUUACCUUCACUAUUACAGUUACAUACUAGGAUAAAGAAUAUAAGGAGAAAUCCAACAGAAAAAGUUACAGUGGAAGAGAACAUGGUGUGA